Molecule: messenger RNA, 2110 nt
Organism: Exophiala mesophila
Lineage: Eukaryota; Fungi; Ascomycota; Eurotiomycetes; Chaetothyriales; Herpotrichiellaceae
Exons: 1
Coding region: 81-1937 (618 amino acids)
Biological process (GO): peroxisome organization
Cellular component (GO): peroxisomal membrane
Source: RefSeq, a predicted model, not a curated record
CAUGAAACCUCUCCACUGUGAGGUUAAUCAGGAGUCAUGAAUCAAUAGCAGGAUUCUUCAGCACCAAGAAUACAUUCAGCAUGGAUGAAUUCACGCAAGACGCGUUUGCCAACCGGGAUGAGCCUGUGCCACUCAUCGCCGUCACACAGAGUGACCUGGACAUCUCAUCGUCUGAGGCCGAAACUUCGUCAAACGCAUCCAGUCAACGACACCGACUCAAACAAUCACUAUCACCAUCUCGACUAAAAACCAAGGGACAGGAAUUUGCCGCCGCGCACCUGGAUCAACGGAAUCUCGAUGGCACUCCUUCUUCCGCUGAUGGUGGGCUCGGACAGUCUAUCCAAGACCGUCUCUUCUCCAAGAUCCUGGCUCAGGUUGUGCCGACUGAGGAUGUUGACGAUGACAGCUCCCCCAGCACACCUGUCGUCGACCGACGAUCCUCGAAAUAUGUGUCGCGACCGGCAUUCUCACUACCGACCAUGACCAACAAUUUUCGUCGCUUCAACGCUCGAAUCGGAAUUGUGUUCGUCUUUCAAAACCGUAUGAUCCGGCUUUUCACCUGGCGCACCCCUUCACAUACGUUGUCGUUCCUGGCGACGUACAGUUUUGUCUGUCUGGACCCUUACCUUUUAGUCGUCCUCCCCUUGGCUGUUUCACUCCUCUUCAUCAUGGUUCCAGCGUUCACCUCUCGCCACCCGCCUCCGCCCCCACCAACAACGAUAUCAAGUACGACGCCCUACUACCACGACAACUAUGAAGGCCCAGCCCUAGCUCCAGCUCGGACCAUCAAACCAGCUUCAGAAACAUCCAAAGACUUUUUCCGCAACAUGCGCGACCUCCAAAACUGCAUGGCUGAUUUCAGCAACGGGCACGACGCACUCAUCAGCGUGGUGGCGCCCGCCACGAACUUCAGCAACGAGGUCUUUUCAUCCCAGCUCUUCCUCUACCUCACCAUCUUGACCUCCUUAUCCUUCAUCACAGCACACCUUCUCCCAUGGCGCAUGAUAUUCCUCGUCGCCGGAUGGACAUUCAUCGUGUCGAUGCACCCCACAGCUCAAGUCUGGCUAGCACGUCUGCAGAAGCGGGCUGAACGACAAGCAUCACAAGCAUUAUCAGAUCCUAAUUUCAGACAUCGACGGUACAUCCAUGGGAUUCCACUGCCUGCGACCCCGGCCGUCAUGCAAUCGACCGCCCAGUCACUUUCAGCCAUCACUCUAUCCAGCAUGCCAGAUACGCGAGAAGUCGAGAUCUUCGAGCUUCAACAUCGCCCGCUGAUCCCUCUGUCGGGCAAUACAUCUAAUGCGGUGCUGGAAUGGCAACCGCAUUUGUUUUCGAGCACGCCGUACGACCCGCUGUCGCCGUCGAGGAUAUCGGGCGAUCGACCGAGAGGGACGCGGUUUUUUGAAGAUGUGGCUCCGCCUGAGGGAUGGGAGUGGGCCGGCAAGAAAUGGGAACUUGAUCUCGAAGCGGGAGAAUGGGUUAAUGAGAGAUUAGUCGUGGGUGUCGAGUACGACGUCCUGCACCAUCAAGAGGACGAUGAGGAUGAUGACAAGGCCGUCCGCAAUUCCAAGACGGGCAUGACUGAUGGAGCUGCGCUGCAAAAGGUCACGAGCCACCGUCGCGGGUCGGUUAAUCUCGACUUUGGAGGCUGGGUAUGGGAUCUGCCGCCUCCGCCGGGAAGCGGGCUCAGCCGUGACGACGAUCUCUGGCUUGCUUAUGGCGACUAUGACAUCCCAUCGUCGACUGCGGAAAGGGACAAAGAGCAAAAGAAGAGAAAAGGAAAGGACCGGAAGAAGAAAGACCCCAGUGUGGGGAGUACCAGGGACUGGGAAGAAGCUACCGCGUUGGAGAAUAAGGGAAGGACAGGGGAAUGGCGAAGGCGUCGGUGGGUGAGGCUUGUCAAACGGAAGAUGGUCGCUGGUGAAGCGGGCACAUGAGGAAGGGAACUCGCGGCCAAGUUGAAUCGGAUUACAUCUUUCUAAUCUACUAGUACCAUUGAUGGUGGGCCACCGUCCGCAAGCAAGGUCAUUGCUAAACCCUGCAUUCCUGCAAAAUUGUGGCCGAUGUUGCUUGUGACUUCUCCUGCGAUCGGAUUCAUAUCUUGCCGUAG